ACAACAAACAUGGCGGAUAGUUCGAAUGAAUGCAUAAAAAUCAAAAACAAAUCAUAGAGUUUGUAAGAAAGCCUACAUCAAGUACAAAACCAUCUAAAUACAACAGACGGGCGAAGGGUACCAAGGAUGUCGUUAGCAGGGUAACUCAUUGAGCAUUGAACAAUGUCGGAGGCAAAACCCCGUGCUGCUACAAGUCAGGCGCACCUCUGUGCCUCCGCUGCUGCUCCUCCGGACUUCUCUGAACUGUGGAAAAAUGUCUCCAGGCUCACCCGCGGAAAAACGCCAGAGAACAGAAAGGCUCAUACACCGACCGCAAAUGCAUCUCCGCGAUUCACGGAUUUGCAGAGCCCCACACGAAGAGGCAGGUUUCCUGGUGUGAGUAACGCGGAUUCUCCUGGAGAUGUAGAGCCCUCACAGGAUAUCUUCUGGGAUUCAACUUCACCAAAUCAAACUGAAGCAGGCUUCCAGUGCACUAAAGUAGAAAUUUCUGACCUCGUCAACCGCAUUGCUCCAAAGGAUGUGAAGCCACAAAAGUCACCUCUGCUUCAGUGGAUUGGAGACAGUGCUGUGCCAUGUACACCAGAUAUUCCAAAGCAAAAGAACAAGAAGAGAUCGUCUAGACGAAGCAGUGUGGAAGAUCUAAUGAAACUGGCCAGGCAGUUUGAUGAAAACAUGCAGCAGGACAAAGAGACAAAUGAAAAAAUGAACAUAAUCAACAAUAAUAUCAACAAACAUGCAAACUUUGCUCAUUAUAAAGAAAAGGUGCAACUGGCCUUGUCAUGUGACUCAGGGGAGGCAGAGCUGCAUGCCCUGUUUGACAGCUCCACUCAGAAAGUCAGCGGUGCACUCAGCCAGGCCUCCACAUCCUCAGCAGGUUCACAGGAAGUGAGACCACCCCCUGUGAUGUCAUCAUCCCAAAAAGCCCAAAACACAUGUGAUGACUUUGAUGAUGACUGGGAGAAUGAACUACUCAAUGACUCUUUGUUGAUGGCAUUAACUCAGAAUCCUGAGCAGCGUAUUGCCACAACUCAAACUAACAUGCAGUCUAACACUAAAUGCAUUUCUGAGGGGAUAUCCUCUGCCAAUGCAAACCAUGUGCCUAAAGUUUCAAAAGUGCACACUAAGCCAAGAUAUAGUGCACUGCAAGCCUUGUGCCCCAAACCAAAGACGACAAACAGAAGCACUUUUAAAUUAGGACCAGACCCACUUGUUCACCCCCCAAUAGAACCUCCUGAAUCCAGAUUCACUGCUCUAAAGUCCUCACAUCACAGAGAACCAAAGUCCACCACAUCAGCUGAUGAUUUUUCAGACAGUCUGUGGGAUGAUGGCGAUGAUGCUCUGUUGUAUGAAGUGUGUGAUUCUGUGGAGAGAAUCUCAAACAGCCAGACUUAUACAGCGAACCAGUCAGAACAAUGUGGACAGGACAAUGGUGAUAUGUUCAAAAACAGACUGCACAAACCCACAGAUCCACUGCCAAUCAAAGCCACAAACAUAAGUGCCAACAAACAGUCAGGUGCCUUUGUCCGCUGCAACUCUCUACCUGCAACAAGUAGCACUGCUCUGAACUACCAGGGGUGGAACAAUCCCAUGCAGAGUUCUAGUAACACACCACAGAUUUCACAGAGUCUUCCUGGAGACCACAGGUCUGUGGGCUCAUCCAACCAAGUGAAUCAUAAUGUUAGUAGUAGCAAACCACUCCUGAGGUCAAGUCACACUGCCUUCAAGAGAAAUGUGUCAGACUCUGCUGUGGUAUGUAAAAGAGUAUGUGUUACCAGUGAGAUGAGAGGGAAGUGUUCUGCAGCUGAAAUUGAGAAGAAAAAACAAGAGGCCUUAGCACGGAGACGUCAGCGGAUGCAGAACUCUCAACAAACUUGAAGGACAGAUAUUAUAGUAUUCAUAAUGCUGUAUAUGGAAGAUGCAUCAUCACAAAGUUUAUUGUAAGAUCAAUCAGGAAGCAACUGUUAAAUCUAAAUAGUUCCAUGCUGUGCUGCUAAUAUAGAAGCAUAAGUGAUCAAUCAUAAUAUAUUGAAAAUAUAUUGAGUUUGUCUCAGAACACUCUUAAGACAUCUUAGAUUUUUUUUUACAAUAGUUGAAAUCAAUCAAUGAUACCGCUUUGUUUACAUUUACAUUUUAUAACUUUGAAGAACAGUGAAUAGCAAAACUUUAAUGAACCACUAUUGAGCCAGAACAAAGUAUUGUGUUUACCUACAGUUGUGUACUGAAUGUAAGAAGCCUUUGUAAACAAAAAGACUGUCAGACUGCUUAAUCUAAAACAUUGUCUAAAACAUGAGACCAAAUUUUUGUUUUCAGUUUUUGGUUGAUUUUUGUAUUCUAUGUCAGAUCCUUUGUUUACACAUUGUUCAUUUAUUUUUGUUUGUUCACAUCUUGCACAGGUCUCAUUAUAUAGACAUGUUUUAAGGGCAUUCAAGUGUUAUGAGUGUCAUCUUUUUUUUAGCUUUAGUGAUCAUUAACAAUGAUUAUAAACUGAAUGUAAUCAAGCUAUUGUGGUUAAAAAGUAGUUUAUGGUACCUUCCAUUCAUCUUUUGCUAUUUUUGGGCCAUUCUGUAUUCUGUUCUGUAUUAAAAAUGUCAAUAACA
Molecule: messenger RNA, 2597 nt
Organism: Boleophthalmus pectinirostris (great blue-spotted mudskipper)
Lineage: Eukaryota; Metazoa; Chordata; Actinopteri; Gobiiformes; Gobiidae
Product: ETAA1 activator of ATR kinase
Exons: 6
Coding region: 163-1875 (570 amino acids)
Source: RefSeq, a predicted model, not a curated record